CAUGUGUUUCAGCUUUGUGGCUCGGCUAUCUGCGCUUUGCUUGCAGGUCUCUCACUUGUUGCAGCUGCAUCAAACAAACUCUGUUCCCACAUGGGAGAAAAAUCGAUAGCCUACCGCUUUGCUUUGACCUUGAACAGAGCCGAAAUCUUCGCUAUGAUUUGAGCCUGACAGACAGAUUUGAAAGCUUUUUGGUGAUUUACUUUAUUUUAUUUAUAAUAUUCCAUUUGGCACUUAUGUAUCCCGUCCCGCAUUUCUUUCAGUGGACAGCCUAAUUGAGUCUGAGUACGGGAGGGGGUUUUAAUGAUGUAAAACAAUGAGGCUGGAGUCAGUGCGGGUAAGUUGAAGCAGUGUAACUGUAAAGGGAUACUUCGGCUCCCCACCAGCAGGCUGUUGUGCAGAGCGGCUGUGCGCGUCUCAUUAACAGGAUCACUUUACAACCAGUCAAACAAAUAGGUCAUUAUCCAUCACAGCCCGCUCUGGCUACACGGGUCCACAAACACACACGUUUUAUGUCUCAUCACAUUCAAACGAUAUCGUUACCAGCCUGUUUUUAAAUCAUCUGGCUUGAUGAGACUAAAAGUUUAUAUUUUCAAUUCGGCUUUUAAUAUAAAUUCCAAACGUUAAUAGACGAGCAAACGCACAACACCAAUCGCGGUUUAAAUUCAUUUUUCAUUUCUUGUGAUGUUUUAAACAGCUUUUCCAACUGUGGACACCAAUUGGAAAUUAAUCUAUAAUAUUAAAAAACUCGUUAUCCGUAUAAACAAAUGUAAUUGUAGGUUUUCUCUUUGAAAAGCACUCUACAUCGUGAUAAUAUCAUCAUAUAAUUAACAUCACACCAUCAAUUUAGAAAAUACAGGUAAAGUUUAAGCCUUUAGCAAACUUAUUACGUUAUAAAACAUCCCUGUAAACUUCCUCUUAUAAUUCAGCCUCCAACACAUUUACAGCUAUAGUAUCCACUCCAAUCCCAUAUCAACCAGGGUCCUUCAGGGUGGCGGUGGUCCCGCUUUUGGCCACCUGCCCCGCGACACCUGGUAAACGAUACGGUCUCUCUGCGCGUGCGUAAUGGCCGGCCAAAAAUCCCAACGCAGUCUCGCCUGUCAACCAAUAGUGUUGCAAUCUGUCCAGAGAUAAAGACAGAGCAGCGUGGAGAAGAGUGAAGUGGAGGAUUUCAGAGCCGAGUAGCACCGAAACACCGACUGAAGGAGAUUUAAAACAACAUGCCGAGGUCUUUCCUGGUGAAGAGUAAAAGGGCCCACAGCUACCACCAGCCCCGGUACCUGGACGAUGACUACAAUCGACUGGACACUAUUCUGGCACACGUUUGCGCAGAGACAAAAUCUCAGGCGGAGUUUGAGCCGCAGGAGGAUGUGAACGCCGGCGCUGACAGACUGUCCCCCGGAUCCAGGCUGCUGUCCCCGGGGUCGCUGUCCUCCAGCUCCCCGCUGAGCUGCGGAGGCAGCAUAUGUGGCCGAUCCUCCGACUGUGAUUUCUGGCGUCCCCCGUCUCCCUCCUCCUCACCAGAUUCAGAGAAAUGCUCCACUCCAGCAGCGGAGGACGGCCACCACUUCAACACCCCGCUCUUUCCUUACUCCUGGACGGCGUACUCCGGCUCGGAGCUGAGGCAUCUGGUCCAGGGGCCAUAUCAUCGCCACCUCCAGGGCCACAGGGAGCCUCACUCACCCGUCAGCAUCUACGGUGCAGAGGACAGUGGCGCAGAGCCGCUUUACGCACAGCGGGGCCCGGUGACGGCAUGCUACCAGGACUUUUCUUCAACGGCCCAGAAAAUGUGCAGAAUGCAGGAUGGAGACGAGCUGUGUGUGGAUGUAAAGCAGAAGCUCCGCGGUGCGGAAAUCAAGUCGGAAAAUGACUUUAUUUGCUCUAACAUCGAGUCCAGUGGAUCAUAUAAGUGCAUUAAAUGUUGCAAGGUGUUCUCCACGCCUCACGGGUUGGAGGUUCACGUGCGGCGGUCUCACAGCGGGACGAGGCCGUUUGAGUGCGGGAUCUGCGGGAAAACCUUCGGACACGCAGUGAGCCUGGAUCAGCACAGGGCGGUUCACUCGCAGGAGAGGAGCUUCAGCUGUAAAAUCUGCGGCAAAAGCUUCAAGCGCUCCUCCACGCUGUCCACGCACCUGCUCAUCCACUCAGACACGCGGCCUUAUCCUUGCCAGUACUGCGGGAAGAGGUUCCACCAAAAGUCAGACAUGAAGAAACACACUUUCAUCCACACAGGUGAGAAGCCGCACAAGUGUCAGGUGUGCGGGAAGGCCUUCAGUCAGAGCUCCAACCUCAUCACGCACAGCAGGAAACACACAGGCUUCAAACCUUUCGGCUGCGACCUCUGCGGGAAAGGUUUCCAGAGGAAAGUGGACCUGAGGAGACACAAGGAGACGCAGCACGGACUCAAAUGAGCAGACUUCGAUGCUUUCGCAUGAAAUCCUGCACUUUUAAUGUAAUCUGACUAUACAUAUGGUCGUGUUUUAUUUUUAUUCUAUUGUUUGUUGCAUUGGCCUUCUUUUUUUCCCUAUUGAAUGUAGUUCAUUAUUUAGCCUGAGAUAUUCUGGUUGAUUUUAUGGAAAUAAAAGUUUAUUUAUCGAG
Cottoperca gobio is the source of this 2595-nucleotide messenger RNA. RefSeq names its product growth factor independent 1A transcription repressor a (gene gfi1aa). The transcript is spliced from 6 exons. The record is from RefSeq and is a predicted model, not a curated record. NCBI's taxonomy places the organism in Eukaryota, Metazoa, Chordata, Actinopteri, Perciformes, Bovichtidae. Gene Ontology annotation, molecular function: DNA-binding transcription factor activity, RNA polymerase II-specific; RNA polymerase II cis-regulatory region sequence-specific DNA binding. The coding region runs from base 1218 to 2408 and encodes 396 amino acids. Gene Ontology annotation, biological process: regulation of transcription by RNA polymerase II.